This is a messenger RNA of Plectropomus leopardus (leopard coralgrouper), 1314 nucleotides long. Lineage: Eukaryota; Metazoa; Chordata; Actinopteri; Perciformes; Serranidae. The record is from RefSeq and is a predicted model, not a curated record.
AUGAACAGAGCCACAGAGGACCCUAAUGAAGAUAUCAUGAAGGGCCUCUCAAAACUGGAGCAAGAUUUGAGUCAUGAGUUUACCAGUGCCUUCAUCUUCAAAAGUCGGAUGCUGGGCAAGAGUCACAAGUCAGUGGAAGUGAGGCUCAAGACUCAGAUGAAAGAACCAGACAUUCUGACUCAAAAGACCUCAACUCCAGGACCAUCACACAAGCUGAAAAGGACUGAGAAAAGAGGGGCAAGCCCACAGAGGACAAGGGACAGGAGCCUCCCCGGCCCAGCCCAAGGCCACCAACCCCGGCACGAUCUAGGCCCACAGCCACAGUGCCCCACCAACCCGAGACCCGCCCGACCUUGGCGGGGAGCCCGCCACGCACCAGAGAGGCCAGAGUCCCCCCAACCACCGCGGUGGUUGGGGGGCCCAACCCCAUAUACCCCGUGGGGAAGACGGCGGGGGGGCCACAGCGGCCCCCCACCCCCAGCCCAGCCAGAAGCCAAACCCUCCACAGGCGCAGACAGAGUCCAGACCAUCCCAGAGCUACCCAAACCACCUCGGCAGGGCAACCGCCACACAGCAGCAGGGUCCAAGCAACCACCCAGCCCAGUCCCGCACAGAGAGGCCGACCACCAACCCAGAGCAGCAGAACUGACGCCACUCCCCCAGACCACAGACCCCCCAUCCCGCCCUGCAGGGACAGGGACAGAGGCAGUGGGGUCCAGACCUGGGAUGGUCUGGACCCCACCCCGCCCCUGCCGACCCCCCCCGUCCAACGUGGAUGCAGGGUGUAUGCAUGUGAAGGUAUGGGGUGGUUCGCCGGCCACCACCACUUUGCCUACCGGUGUCGAGACUACUGACCUGGAGCCCUCGUUCCAAGAAACCCCCGGAGCCUCGUCUGAAGGCUCGUCAACAUUGGAAGUCAGUGAUGCUAGCGUCGUGUCUGAAGUGGACGUUGAAGGAGAUCCUGAUGAUGACAGUGUGGCCCCACCAGUACCACCAGUUAAGGAGAGGAGAGAUCUUCUAAACCCCCCCAGUAACACGACAGAUCCAACACCACGUGCCCCAGAGACACCCACCCCCACCCCAGCCAGGGGGCGAAACCCCAGGGAGACCGGGGAGAGCAGGCCCCCACCCCAGCCAGAAGCCAAACCCUCCACAAGUCGCAUACAGGGUCCAGACCAUCCCAGAGCUACCAAAACCACCGGCAGGGCAACCGCCUCACAGCAGCAGGGUCCAAGCAACCACCCAGCCCAGUCCCGCACAGGGAGGCCGAACCACAACCCAGAGCCACCGGCGACACCCCCGCAGCAGAACUGA